Molecule: messenger RNA, 10166 nt
Organism: Tuber aestivum (summer truffle)
Lineage: Eukaryota; Fungi; Ascomycota; Pezizomycetes; Pezizales; Tuberaceae
Source: the annotation of a GenBank genome assembly
CUGCUAAGUAGCUUAAAGGUCUCAGGGCCCGCAUAAAACUGCAAGCAUCAUACAUAUCAUAACCAAUUUGUUCCCUCGCCUCGUCUGUAAUAAACCCCACAUUCCGCCCAAGGAAUCCGCCCCACUAAGCACCACGUCCACCCGCUGCUCUCUAGCCCACCAUAUAAUUUACUUGCAGCACAAACCAGAUCGAUAACCUUCGCACCAGAGUGGCAAAUCCGCAAACCCUCCUGAUAAUGGCCGAGCCGGAUGCCAAUCCCAGAUCAUCCCGUGAAGGGAACCCUAUGGUUUUGUCCGUGAUGAGCAGUUCUACCAAAAGGAGAGUCUACGAACUGCAUUCUCUGACCGAGCGAAUACAGCGGGGUGGUAAGAUCUCGAUUCCAAUUUACCCCUGGGGACCCCAUGCUUGGAAAUACAGAAAUUGACGGGCCCCGAGCAGAGCUUCCACCGGAAGAGUUCCCGCUUGUCAUUCAGCUUCUCUUCAAAACGCAUCCAUACUACCACGAUCGGGACUCUCGGGAUGCUGUUCGGAAGUGCUUUCUUCAGAUGUUUGAGUCUGAGGCGCUUUCCAGUGCGUAUAUUAGAUAUCUCGUCGUUGCCACCAAGAACGAAUCACAGAAAAGUGGAAUUGCACCUUCCAGCGCUUUCGUCUUACUCGAGUGGGUCUCCGUUAUCAUGUCCCAGGUGUCAAAGUCGCUGGAGCUCUUCAGCGCUCAUAUCAAAGAUCUACUGGUUGCGCAGGUAUCUUUGCUAGAAUUGUGCCUAGGGUCGCCACACGCGAAGGGCAGUCUCAAGAAAUCUGCACUCACCGUUGCUAGACGUGGCCUGCGGGCAGCUCUCUCGACAAGGAAUGAGUACGAGGCUAUUAUCAGGGCGAUGGUUGAAGGUCUCACGGCGAAGGGUUCCACAUCGAUGCAAAAGAAUGCGCUUUUACUAGGUGUCAUCAGCGGGGUAUGCGCGAGGGUGCCAAAGCAAAAGGAGGUAUUGCAGGGCUUAAAGAUGGGAAUCUACGAGUUUUACACUAGAGAACUUAUAAUGUCAAGGACUCCUAUUCCCCAGUAUAUAUCCGAGUCGCUUCAUGGUUUUUUCUCAGAAUUCACCACCCUAGAGGAGUUUAAUGCCGAGCUGGUGCCUGCAUUGGAUAAAGCCCUUUUGCGGUCCCCUGAGGUUGUGUUGAAUGGUCUGAUCACCUCACUCUUCAAGUCGCUAUCCCCGACGAUCGAUUUAUCCAGGGCAAUGGCCGACAAGUUAUUAAAACCACUAUUGUCUUCGAUCAAGUCUAGUAACGUCAAAAUUCGUAAUGGCGCUGUCCUCGCGUUCGCAGCCGGCAUGGACAAAUCCCUUGAGGGUGAUGAACAAGCCAUCAGCAAAAUCACGGACGAAUUGGUGAGCCCGGUGAAGGCGGGAAAGGUCACCGCUGCGGAUCAACGUGUUUUAUAUGCUACCAUGAUAGAUAAAUUAUCUUCGUCAGACCGCCUUGGUGGGGACUUUUCUGCCAACCUCGCCGAGAUCGCCAUCAAGGAACCAAACGAGGCGGUUCUUCUGGAGCUAUCCUCUGCUCUCUUUAAUUCCUUAGCCAGGGAGCUCAAGAAAGAGAUCGAGCCAGUGAAGGGUGUGGUUGACAUUAUCAACAAAGGAUUGACCGAUAAGCGACAAAACUUUAGGCGGGCAUGGAUAUUGCGAAUAGGAGACCUGAUCUGGGAUAUGGGAGGGACACCAAAUGCCGUCACUAUAAAAUUUUGCGAAAACAUUAUCCAAAAAAUAGUGGAUUCCUGGACAGAGGUGGUAACAAACCCACCCCCUGCAGCCCAGACCGGCCCUGUUACAGCUGGCUAUGUUUUCACGGCGCUUGCGUUGGACAAGAUAGCGAAGUGGGGUAGCGAGAAGAUAGCCUUGGUUAUCAAAAAGGUAGACAUAGUCAAACAAUGUCUCGCCACAACACCAAAGCCAUCAUUUCUAUUAAACCACAAGGUCUACUCUAAGCUUACACAAGUCGAUGACCAGAAGUGGGCGAUAAGAGCUCUAGCAGCUACAGCAGAUCAUGUACAAUACGAAGCCAAUCACGCAGACACAUGGGCUCUAGCCUUACUGUACCUUCUUUGUGCCCACAAUUCUCCACUUGAGAUCCGAGAUCAAGCCGUGUCUGCUCUUUCGUCCGCUUACCUCCACCACCCGGAGGCUAUCGGCAAAGUUGUGUUGAACGGGGUAUGGCAAUGGCUGAGGAAGAUCGAGAACCACGAAAAAGAUAACGCCCCUUCUGCUGCUAGGACCGGAGGAACCUACAUAGGCCUUGCUAUCCAUGCAAUCUGUCUCUCUGCCAACCCGGCAAAUGGAGGGCCUGAAACUGGGACCGUGCUCGAGGAGGAGAUGGUCAAGAAUCAACUUGUCAAUCUUGCGGUCGUUACCCACCAUGAGCUUAUGCCAGGCGUUGAUUGGAUCCGCCUCUGCCAGAAGACCGGGGUUGACCCGGGGGAGUUAGCAAGUGAGGAAGCUGCGAGGUUGGUCGGUGAGAUUAGAAUAUACACGGGUUUAAGUGGGAGGUCCUCCUAUAUUCGGGAAGCUGCCCUGAAGUCAUCAGCAACAUUGGCCUUCGUGGCCCCCGCCGCGAUUACACCCUUGAUUGUCCAACUAUUCACAGAUGAUCUUAACCCGGCAUUGUUAAGAGGAGUUGGCCCCCAGGAAGCAGCAAUCUGGAAAGCUCCGCCAGGAGUAGCCUACGUUGAUAUUCUCUCUAAAUCCAGCGCCAGCGUCAGACAAGAAAAGUCAAAAGACGCAGAUACCCUAAAAUGGGAAGCAGAGCUUCGGGCCCAACUCGCACGGAAGAAAGGCGCCGAGCGUAAGCUCACCGCCGAUGAGAAAGCAAGGGUGGAAGAGCAAGUGGCAAAAGAGGCAGUGAUUCGGAAAAAUGUGGAAGAGGUUAGUCUAAAGCUGAGCAGAGGUAUCGGCAUCAUUCAGUGCCUUGCCGAAGGGCUGCCCACUGCCGUAGAGAUGUGGAUGGGUACGGCGGUGACAGCUUUACUCAAAGUGAUGGAAGCCGGUGCUGGGGUGGUUAUCGGUGAUAGUGGGGUCAAAGCGUAUCUGGUUCGUCUGUACUCAAAACUAAACCCACCCCCAUAAUGAACGACGAAACUUAUAGAUUAUAGGCCUGCGCAGAACAUGUAUCAACUAGACUUGGGGUUAUAAGGCCAUUUAUUGGUAUCGCGAGUCUCAGAGCGUCGGAGGUUAGAGAAUUAUCUCCUGAGGUACGAGAGGAGCCACUCGGAGGUAACAACGUAUACUAAUUGCUUCUGAGAAACACCGUCUGCUGACUUUAGUCCUAGCUCUGGCAACACGCCUACUAUACCGGCUUCGCUUCACCGGAGAACAGCGCCCCUUCGAUACCGUCUCGCUCGUUUACCUACUGUCUUUCGUGAAUCUAAUUUUGGAGAGAGGGGGUGUGGGCGCAGCAGAACCCUCUGAAGAGGCUGACGAACAAAUUGUGCUCGCAGUAGAAUUCCUAUCAUUCCAUACCGAGUCAUGUAUGUGGUUAUUUCACCUUUUCCAGAUAAUUAAAACUAAUCUGACAGGUGUCGACCCCAACAUUCCUCGUGGAAACAUAUUGAAACUUCUGAUCAACUCCAUGCAACGAUACACUGCACACUACAAACUAAUCAAGGACUGCCUUCUCGAUCUGUGCAGAUGCAUUGCCAACUCAAUAUCAUUGGACGAAAUCAAAAUACUAGUGGGUGGUGUCAUUUCACCAGAAGUGAAUGUUCGGACGGCCACUUUACAGGCUAUCGACGCAGAAAUCGACGUUACAGAUUUUGACUUCGCCGAAGAGCUUUGGCUGGCCUGCCAUGAUGAGCUUGACGAGAACGUAGAACUAGCGAAAUCGAUAUGGGAAGAGAACGCCCUGGAAGUUCACGAGGAUUCUGCCCGAAAAAUGAUUCCCUUUUUGGAAUAUGUGGAUAAACCACUAAGAGCGGCGGCAGCACGAAGUUUAGCGGGAGCUGUUAGAAAAUUUCCUGUUGUUUUCUCGAAUAUACUUGAUACCCUACAGGAUCUCUACCGCGAGAAGGCCAAACCUAUUCUUCCCGCCUAUGAUGAAUUUGGUAUGCUUAAGAAAGUCGAUAACCGCGAUCCCUGGGAGUCUAGGAGUGGCAUUUCAUUUGCUUUCAAGGAGCUGGCACCAAUCUUCAACUCCACCAGGCUAGUGGGAUUUUGCGCGUUCCUAAUUGAAGGGGGGCCGCUCGGUGAUCGAAGCCACGCUGUCCGGGAAGAAAUGAUCGAAGCCGCUACCGCAAUCAUUGCAGCCCAAGGCGCUGCCCAAGUAGAAGAACUUAUGAAAGUUUUCGAACAAAGCCUGGAAGGACCUGAUGAUGGAUCAGAGCUUCGGGAUAGAAUCAAUGAAGCAGUUAUCAUUCUUUAUGGUGCUCUUGGGAGACAUUUAGGAAGUGGUGACAAGCGGAUACCCGGCGUUGUCGAUCGGUUGUUGGCCACACUAAGCACACCGAGCGAGACGGUACAGUAUGCAGUUGCCGAAUGUCUGCCUCCGCUAAUAAAAACCUCGAGGGACAAGGCUCCUGAUUACAUCAAGAAAUUAUUAGACCAGUUAUUUACAGCUAAAGCUUAUGCUGCACGCAGGGGGGCCGCAUAUGGCCUUGCUGGUGUGAUCAAAGGACGGGGUAUAUCUGCGCUGAAGGAUUACAGAGUCAUGUCAACGCUUCGAGGAGCAGCGGAGAACAAGAAGGAGCCUAAUGCACGGCAGGGUGCCCUUUUCGCUUAUGAGCUUCUCUCGUUGAUCCUUGGGAGGCUGUUCGAACCAUACGUAAUCCAGAUACUGCCACUUUUGCUCCAGAGCUUUGGCGACAGUGUCAUUGAUGUUCGAGAGGCUUGCUCAGAUGCUGCUAAGGUCUGUUUCUCGAGUUUGAGUUCGUAUGGUGUCAAAGUCAUUCUUCCGGAUCUCCUGGAAGGUCUUGAUGAGCCGGCAUGGAGAAGUAAGAAGGGUGCUUGCGAAACCCUCGGGGCCAUGGCCUAUCUAGCGCCCCACCAAUUGGCUAUUAGCCUCCCGGAGAUUAUUCCACCAUUAACUACUGUCCUGAAUGACUCACAUAAAGAAGUUCGAGGAGCGGCGAACCGAAGUUUGAAGAAAUUCGGUGAAGUCAUCAGCAACCCCGAAGUUAAGGACGUAGUGGAUGUUUUGUUGAAGGCGCUCAGUGAUCCUACAAAGUACACAGAUGGCUCCCUAGAUGUUCUUAUGAAAGUGUCGUUCGUGCACUACCUAGAUGCUCCAUCGCUCGCAUUGGUAAGUUCCUCCCAAACCGCUUUUCUCGAGUGACUAGCUUAUGGUGCAGAUUGUCCGCAUCUUGGAACGAGGCCUUGGGGACCGAUCCGCCACAAAACGGAAGGCCUCUCAGAUAAUCGGCUCUUUGGCACAUCUUACAGAGAGGAAGGACCUCAUGGUUCAUAUCCCCAUUUUGGUAUCCGGCCUAAAGCAAGCAAUUGUUGAUCCAGUUCCCGCCACAAGGGCGACCGCCUCUAAAGCACUCGGAUCGCUUGUCGAGAAGCUCGGCGAGGACGCUCUACCAGAUAUCAUCCCAGGUCUUAUGGCUACUCUCAAGUCCGACACUGGUGCCGGAGACAGACUGGGCUCUGCACAAGCACUCUCGGAAGUUCUCUCCGGACUUGGCACCCAGCGCCUGGAGGAAACCCUUCCAACGAUUCUUCAAAACGCCAACAGCUCAAGGCCAUCUGUCCGCGAGGGAUUCAUGUCACUUUUCAUCUUCCUGCCGGCUUGUUUCGGGAACUCCUUUAGCGCCUACCUCAGCAAGAUUAUUCCCCCAAUUCUUUCUGGCCUCGCGGAUGAUAUCGAAUCAAUCAGAGAGACCUCCCUGCGCGCUGGCCGUCUGUUGGUCAAGAAUUUCGCAACCAGAGCUAUCGACUUGCUGUUGCCUGAACUCGAGCGAGGGCUUGCGGAUAAUAACCACAGAAUCCGCCUGUCUUCGGUUGAGCUAGUUGGGGAUCUUCUCUUCAAUCUUACUGGCAUCAGUGGUAAAGCCGAGCAAGAUGAUCUGGAGGCAACCGGAGAAAUCGGAAACUCCCUUCUUGAGGUACUCGGUAAGGAGAAACGUGACAAAGUCCUUUCGGCACUCUACAUCUGCAGAUGUGAUACGUCUGGUCAAGUUAGACUUGCAGCCGUGGCGGUUUGGAAAGCACUUGUGGCAAGUCCUAGAACACUCAAGGAGUUGGUGCCGACCCUUACUCAGCUCAUCAUUCGACGACUUGCGAGUUCGAGCACGGAACAAAAGGCUAUUGCUGGACAGGCACUUGGAGAACUUAUCCGGAAAGCUGGCGAGGGUGUGCUAUCAACUCUCCUACCAACACUAGAGGAAGGCCUUCGCUUCGCUACUGAUACAGAUGCCAAGCAAGGUAUCUGUAUUGCCCUCAAGGAAGUGGUCAAUUCUACGUCACCCGAGUCGUUGGAGGAUUAUGAAACCACUCUAGUAUCCGUUGUACGAACAGCGCUAGUUGAUUCAGACAACUGUGUGAGAGAGGCCGCGGCAAAGGCGUUCGACGCUCUUCAGAAACUCAUUGGCAAGAGGAUCGUCGACCAAGUUCUUCCGCAUCUCCUGAGCCUCCUCAGGUCGGAAGACGAUGCAGAACACGCUUUGGCGGCACUCCUCACACUGCUUACAGAACAAACCCGCUCUAAUAUCAUUCUUCCCGUCCUCAUUCCUACAUUGCUAGCACCUCCGAUUUCACAUUUCAAUGCUUGUGCACUCGCAUCACUUGCGGAAGUUGCCGGCAGCUCAUUGAACAGGAGACUGCCCAAUAUCAUGAACUCACUGAUGAACAAUAUCAUAGCCUGCCAAGAUGAAGCGCUGCUGGUGGAUCUCAACACCUCCUUCGGUUCAGUCCUUCUCUCAGUGGACGAGUACGAUGGCCUGAACACGGCAAUGAGUGAAAUGCUAAAACUAGUCAAGCACGACGACCACAGAAAGAGAGCAGUUGCCUGCGAGCACUUUGCCAAAUUCUUUGCAGAAACAGACGUGGACUACUCUAAAUAUACCCAAGACUGUAUCCGCGUGCUACUAAUCUCCUUCGACGACCGCGAUAAGCAAGUGGUGAAGAACGCCUGGAGCGCCCUCAACGAGUUAACCAGGAAGCUCAAAAAGGAAGAAAUGGAAGCCCUCGUAUUCUCAACCAGACAAGUCCUCCAGCAAGUCGGUGUUUCUGGAGCUGAACUACCCGGUUUCUCUCUACCAAAGGGGAUCAAUGCCAUACUCCCCAUCUUCUUGCAGGGCCUAAUGUACGGAACCCCAGAUCAGCGAACCCAAUCCGCGCUUGCAAUAUCAGACAUCAUCGACAGGACUAACGGCGAAUCGUUACGUCCCUUCGUCACCCAGAUCACCGGGCCAUUGAUCCGUGUCGUCUCGGAGAGAUCUGCGGAUGUCAAGGCUGCGAUCUUAUUAACCUUGAAUUCAUUACUACAAAAGAUCCCGGCAUACCUAAAGCCGUUCUUACCCCAGCUGCAGAGGACCUUUGCGAAAUCCCUGGCAGACACAUCGAGUGAGCUUUUGAGAACCAGGGCGGCCAAGGCUUUGGGAACUCUUAUCACUUUGACACCUAGAAUUGAUCCUUUAAUUUCUGGUUUGCUCACUCCGAGAUACUAGAAAGGUUGUUACUAACCAGUCCAUUACAGAAUUGGUAACGGGAGCAAAGACACCUGACACCGGUGUGAAAGAUGCCAUGAUGAAAGCCCUCUACGAAGUCGUCAGCAAGGCCGGCGGAAACACAGGUGAAGCAUCCAAAGCAUCUAUACUCUCGCUGAUAGAAGACGGCCCCGACCAGGACGACGGUUCUACUCCUUUCCCAUCUUCCCCCUCCCCACAUCUGUCUACGCUACUAACUUAACAUCAGACCGCAUGGCAAUUGCCGGGGCCCGCCUAUUGGGUGUGCUAGUACCUCAUCUUUCCCCAGAUGAUUCCAGCAGAGUGAUACGGUAAUCCCCUAUUUUCCCCCACUUCUCCUUCCAUUACACAACGAAAAAGCAUAAACAAGGAAAAAAUACGAUCUAACCUCCACCUAACCGCCCACAGAACCCACGCGGUUUCGAACGCCUUCACAAAAGCAUCGGUUCUUGGCCUCAAUGCCGUGCUCAUAGAGUCUCCUACUAGUCUAGCCGAAUCCCCCUUCUCUGAGGAGACACCGUCAAUUAUCAGUCAAGGGAUAUCACACAAGAAUGUAAGUCUCCCUUCCUUCCUUCCCCUCCCUCCCCUCUUUCUCUCAUUUUCCCUUUUUCUCCUCUGCACCCACACACACCAGCCACUCACUAGCUCGCUCCCUUUCCCCAGCACAAACGGAAUAGCCAAGAGAAAAAGAAGGAAAGCUUACGAAGAAACUACUAUUUACAGCCCUUCAUAUCAGACAACUGCGUUUUGGCUGCGGGUAAACUCUUGAUAUCCUCAGAACUGAGCAAGUCCUUUGAAACAGCAAAGAGCAUCCUAGAGUCGCUCACACAAGCCAUAAGAAACCCCGUAAGCGCAUCGACAGAUACAAAACGUCUAGCGCUAGUAGUGAUCCGAACUGUCAGCCGCCUACAACCAGAAGUAAGCGCCCUCCACCCACCCCAAUCCAACCCACUCAUAGAAAAAUAAGAAAAAAACAAAAGCAUACCCACCCGAUUCACAACCUUAUAAAUAAAUCAAACGUGCAAAAGCUAAAAUCUUACACUCUUAUCUCCCUUUUUAAACCCUCACAGAUAAUCAGACCCCACCUCCCUCUCCUAGCGCCCGUGAUCUUUUCUUCAGUCCGGGACAUUGUCAUCCCCGUGAAGCUCUCGGCGGAGCAAGCGUUUAUUGCCAUCUUCCAGGUGGUCCAGCAGGGCGACACGGUGUUCGAAAAGUACAUUGGCACGGUGGAGGGGCCGCAGAAACGCACCAUGCACGACUACUUCCGCCGCGUCGCAAUGAAGUUGGCCACCGCGGAGAAGGAGAGGAACGAGGCGGGCGGUGCGGGGCUGGGCUUGAAUAGCGAUGAGGAGGAGGAUAUGAAGGAGAUUAUGAGCGUUGGGCGGGCUGAUAGUCAGGGGUGGGCUAGCAAUGAUUAAGUGUAGUUAGGUCUGUGGGGGUGAUGAUGAGGAUGGUUUCGGGAUGAAUCUCCUUUCUCCUUUCUUUUCCCUUGUCUCCCAUAGCCAAAAGUUGUUGUCUUCUUGUGUUUCUCCUGGACGUCAUAGCGAGGUUUUGUUUUCUCCUCACUUUUGGACUUUGGGCACGAAAAAGCCUAAGCUUUCGUAGGCUUGCUGUUCGUGACAUGUGCAGUUAUAUCUAAAAAGUCCUCGUAUGGUCCCUAGCAACAGUACUACAUCACAAUCCAAAGCAGCUAAUGAUACAAAUUCACGGCUAAUAAAUCCAUAAGAUAAUAGGUGAUAGAAAACUUAGAAAUUUCCCAAUUAUCCAAUCCUGGUAAAUUUUCUCCAACAGGUAACGUAAGACAUCCGGAAGUCGGACAAAACACGGAAGUCGGACAUUGCUUUUUCGGUGCCAAGAGGGUGACAGCAUGUCAAUUCAGAGGUAUAUCUCAGGAAUGCAUAGGUAGAAAUUGAAUCUGUAAAUGACAAGAUGAUCAGCAAUGUGAAAGGUUCAAGGUAUUUGAAAAUCAAGGAUUGAUAAGGAGAAGGAGGACCACAUUCAAUAGGCUUUCACUGUCCAGGAGAGUAGACUCGGAUACCCACCCCCAACCUUUUGGAACCUGGCUCUUAAGUUUGAAAUAGCAUGGAGUAUAUUGUAUGAUUGAGUUAUAGGGAAGGUACAGAAUUGGUGACAGGCUCAUGAGCAUCAACAAAAAUUGCCUCCAGGCACUGGAAAGGCUUUAGAAUGAUAGUAUUUAGAUAUGGAUGAUGCUGGUUUUCCACCUAGAAUAGAUAUUUUGUAAGGAAUAGUACAAUCACUAGCAAGAAGGAGGACGGAGGAGGAGAAUGAUGAUAAACUUGCAAUCCUAGGAAGGUCUUGGAUUACUGGUUUCCUUGAUAGGCACCCAAUUCUUACUGCCUGGUAUAGUGGACCGGGCAGCUAGAUCAACAAUGGGUUCAUACUAGCAAUCCUGCUAUCAUACAAGAUUUCUUUCACAAACUCAAUUGAAUAUUAUGAAUAAAUAAAAUCUGAUAUUUGAACAUCUAUAACAUGGAU